ACACACACACACACACACACACACACACAUGCAUAUUCACACGCAAAUUCCAAGACCUCAAACAUGGAGUGAAGCAGCUUUAUUUGUCUGGGGAUUAAAGGACUGUCCAGUAACCAGAGAUGAGUGAAGCGGUUCUUCUGCCAGUGAUCCGGGCGGGGGACGGGAGGACACUGUCCAGAGCAGAGUUCCUCUCACUGCUCAACACCUACAACUGCUUCCUAAAGGACCACACUCAGCUGCACCUCGGUUACUUUCAGGGUUUAGAUGGAGAGGUGGUGGUGGAAGGCUUCCUCAACAUCUCCUGGGGAGUCCGGAGACCCAUCAGGCUGAAAAUACAGGACGAUAAACAGAUCAUCCCCUUCGCUCCUCUGAUCCCAGCCGACCCCACCAGCCCAGUCAGCCCCAUCGGAGACAAGAGGGGGAUGUCCCGAUGGGGAGAAUAUUCUGACCUUCACCAGAUAGACGAGAUGAAUGAAACACCACAAGACACGGUCAUCACCAAACCUUUACCAGGGCGGGCUGUUUACGAGUCGACCACGCUGCGUCCUGUGAGGCAGAAGAGCGCCGAGCUGGAGGCGGAGUCUAACCUGUUCCGCUGUAUGAGUGACGCCUCGUUGGUGAAGAGGAGGAGAGGAAGAGGGAAGACAGCAGCACAGAGAGAGAAAGAGAGACAGCAUCGCUUCUCUAUCAACGGACACUUCUAUAACUAUAAAACCUCUAUCUUCACUCCAUCCUACGGCACUCCAACCAAAGUUCGUAUCUCCAGCAAGAUGACCACAAACCAGGUCAUAGAACAGCUACUGAACAAGUUUAAGAUAGAGAACGAUCCCCAGGAGUUUGCUCUGUACUGUGUUCACCAGACUGGAGAAAAGAGGAAGCUCAGUGACAGAGACCAGCCUCUAUGGGAGCGCAUACUAAUGGGACCCUCUGAUGACAUCAUGAAGAUCUUUUUGAUUGACAUGGACGAAGAGGAAGUCAGCAACGAUGUAGCUCAGUAUCUGAACUUGGAGCUUCCCAUCCUGGAGCAGGUUCUGCUGAAACUCAGAGAGGAGGAGAACAGAGAGAUACAGAGAGUCAUUAUCAAGUACCAGCGCCAGCACAGACUCCUGUCCCGUGUGUUGACCUGUAAGGUGCCGUCUCACAUUGAGACCAGCGUCUGACCCAUCAAUCAGCUUUGGAUGAUAAACACAAUAUUUUAUAUUUUGCCGACGUGACAGAAAACAUGGUUUCCUUUUUCUUUUUAAGUCUUACAAACUGGGUAACUUACUGCAUAUCAUUUUUUUAUUCAUCAUAUGUGUAAUCUGUAAAGUAACUUGCUGUAAAUAACUGUAAAUCAUUGUUAAUAAAUAUAUAUGUGGGACCAGCAGGAG
Molecule: messenger RNA, 1370 nt
Organism: Centropristis striata (black sea bass)
Lineage: Eukaryota; Metazoa; Chordata; Actinopteri; Perciformes; Serranidae
Gene: rassf6
Product: Ras association domain family member 6
Exons: 11
Coding region: 120-1160 (346 amino acids)
Biological process (GO): signal transduction
Source: RefSeq, a predicted model, not a curated record